AUGGGCUGCAGUAUUCCGAUGACGAGCGUACAGUUCGUGUCAGCGAAUGCUUCUGAUGAAGAGCAGCAGCAGACCCGCCGGGUGAUUCGUCGCCAUGUAAUGCUCGGCAAGAAUCGAGGACGCCCUCCAAAGAAUCCCAGACAGCCCAAGAUCCCAGGCGCCAGUAUCCUCAGCAAUGACACAGCUGUGGACGGAAAUUAUCAAAUCCAGUCAAGAAUAGCACCCCCAAUUUCCUCUGAUCUGUCACUACUGGAGUUCCCCGACAAAGUCGGCUUAAUUCUCAGAGAAGUGACCGUUCGAUUCUGUACCACCACGUCGGAAUAUGUACAUUUUCUCGAUCCCUGUGUCGACUUCAAUACCAGCGAUGAUAGUGCUGUAUGUCUAUGGUCGCUCUUUCAUGAUGCGCUCUAUAUGAACAUUAUGGUGUUUGGGGCUGCUGCAUUCACAAACAUCGCUUUCCAGCAGGCUACCUCUCAGCCGUGGAGGAAUGGACGUGAAGACGGAAUGCAGCAUUACGGUCAAGCACUACGGUUGUUGAGAGAACGACUCGCCGAGGUUGAACACCCAUCUUCCGGUCUGCAGACCCAGGGUCCCAGUUUAUACGACACUGCGGUAACGGUCGUGCUUGUUUUUGCCAUGCAUGCGCUGACGAUCGGAAAUUUCAAUCUAGCACGUUGUCAUCUUCUUGCAUUGAGCAAACUAGUCACUAUGAGAAAGGAGGGACUUGUUUCGUUCCGACAAAGAACAAAACAGAUGAUAGAACUCAUGAGAUGCGAUCUCUCAAUAUCGCUCGCAACAGGCCAACUGCCGGUUCUACUGAAAGGCAAUACUACGAUCUCAGAGAUAGCGCUACAAGAUGAUUCAAUCUUGCUUGGCAGACCAGUUAUUAUUGAGGACUUCAAUCUUUGUCAAAUCUGGAGCAGCCUUGACCGUUUCUUCGGCCUAAUCAACAACGCAUCUGUGCGAAGCAGCAAGCUUCCUGACGAUCUGCUUCGAGAUACAAUAUACUCCGUUGUAUAUGGGCUAUUCCACGUGUCUUGCGUCCCAGGCUCCCAGGACGAGUUAAUUCGACUGACCAUGCUCUCCUUCUGCUCACGAACCGUUCUGCAGUGGCCAAUAGUUCGAUUCCCAUUUCCCUGGCUUAAGUCGGCGGCGGAGAAAGCCAUAGAUCGAAUCAUGCAAAGGGGACUUUCCAUCAUAGAUUCAAAAACGAGACUAUGGGUUUUAAUUAUUCACGGAAUUGCCUUUACCCCACAGAGCCCAAGUGAUGGCGAUCGAUUACAACAAUGGCUGACUGUAGUCGGCGAGCAUCUUGACUUGACAAACUGGGCGAUUAUACGGUCGGCCAUGAGAGGGUAUCUCUGGGUCGACAUCAUCUGCAACGAGGCAACGCGGAAAUUACUUGAGAAGUUUCAGGUCGGUCGAAGUCGGUUGGAGCAACUUGAGGAAUAG
This is a messenger RNA of Exophiala spinifera, 1452 nucleotides long. RefSeq lists its product as uncharacterized. The record is from RefSeq and is a predicted model, not a curated record. NCBI's taxonomy places the organism in Eukaryota, Fungi, Ascomycota, Eurotiomycetes, Chaetothyriales, Herpotrichiellaceae. The coding region runs from base 1 to 1452 and encodes 483 amino acids. The transcript is spliced from 2 exons.